AUGGACACUGCAGAUAUCAUCAUGAACGCUCCCGAUUCCGACGGGUCUGGCUCGGGAGAUGAGUACAGCUCGCCCCCGUCCUUUAUUGUCCGAUCAGCCUCCGAUCUGGGCGAUAUAGAAGGUCAAUCCACACCUUUAGCUACCUCACCUCCGUCCAUGGUGAGCUCCCUUGGCACUCUCUCAACGGGAUAUCCGACGACAUGGGCAUCACGCCCUACAGGUCGACCACGUGGAAGUAGCCUUGUUGGGAAUCCUGCUUUUGAAGCACAAGGUCUGUCCGAUGUUCCUGUACCCGACCGCGACCUGAGGCUACAACAACGGCCCUCCGGACCUGCAAGAACACCGUCGAGCACAUACGCGCCUCAACGACGGCCACCACAUUUUAUCAACCUCCAGAACGAUGGCCGCCGGUCGUCGUCUACGAAGCGGAAUGCUCGCCGAGAUCCCAAUGCCCAAUAUCGCGCUCAGGAAAAGGCCUAUGUGCAGCGGCUACGCGCCAAUCCGCAAGCUUGGUACCGGCAGUUUGGAGACUUUCAGGGGAUGACAACUGUCGACUCGGACGCUGACGAACCUUCGCCAUCCUCAGAAAUGCCCUUUGAAGACGAUCAAUACGACCCUGACAUCCAACUAUUCCUCCCCGAGAACGAUAAUCAACCCACGAUCGAAGAGUUGAAGAACCCCAAAAAUCAGGAACGGCUGGAAUGGCAUGCUAUGUUGGCUUCCGUACUCAAAGGCGAUGUUGUCAAGCAGGAAAAACAGCGAUUGAUUGGAUCUACGGAAACAAGGCGCUCUGCUGCCAUGAACGGUGAUAUUUGGCUGGGAGUACGGGCCAAGGCACUUGGCCGAAGCGUCCUACUACAAAAGAAGCUCAUUGAAGAUGCUCGCGCAUCCCUUGGCGCUGUUAUUGAGGACAUCAUCGCAUUUCAGAUCAAGGGUGAGAAGGAAAUUGGUAAACCUGCUACCGAGCAGGUCAAGGACAUCGUGGCCAAAAUUGGUCAAUGCCAAGAUCUCUAUCCUACCAGAAAGGAGAUGGAAACCGCCAACCCAAGGGCUGCUUCGGACCAGUUUCAUGAGAGCUGCGAUGCGGUCUGUGCCUGGCACAAUAUCACUCAGCUCAUCAACACUGAAUUGGCCAUUCUACAGAACUGGGUUGGCAACGACGAGCUAGACUUUACGAAGCCACAAGACCGAUCGAACAGUACUGAUUUGUCUGAUGACGGAUCUUUCCUUGAUCGAAUUAUGAAGGAAGACGGGUUGAAAACUCUACAGGGCGAACACAACAUGAUUAUCGGUAUAGGAGAAGUCAUCGACAAAGCCAAGAGCACGCUCAUUGAAAAUGCAGAGGCUUUCUCAAAGCGUCAUCUUCCCCCGUAUAUCGAAGAGCUACUCACUCUGAUCAACUUUCCGUCUCGGCUUAUACAGGAGAUCAUUCGAGUACGUCUCUCUUACGCCAAGAAAAUGAAAGACCCAGCUCUGCAAUCGCCCAUUCUUGUGGAUCAAAUGAUCUCGCAGUUUCAGAUUCUGAUGAGGGUUGCUGUCGAAAUUAAACAACGCUACCUGGUUAUCUCUAAGCCUGAACCAGGCUGGGAUCUGCCACCAUGUAUUGACGAGAACUUCGAUAACGUCGUGGUGGACGCGAUGAAGUACUACUUCCGACUUCUCAACUGGAAACUGAACGCCAAUAAGAACACAUUCAAGGAGGCUGAAAUUCUGGAACAGGAAUGGGGAUUCUCAAAUGAGAUUGGUCGCCAACUUCAGAGUGGUGAUAUUGAAGUUGCGGAACAGUUCAGUGCUUUGACUGCGAAAUCUUUGCAGCGACUAAUGAUUCAUUUUGAGAGGGAGCUGUCUCCUCGGCAGGAUGAAGAUCCUGUUGAUAUGGACAAGCGUUACAAGAGUAGUUUAGACUCGACCCGUGUCCGCCAACGAAAGCUUUACCGUUUCUCACGUUUCCUUCGACAAUUAUUCGAGAAUGCAACGGAAUAUAACCUGGGCGGAGACAUCGCUGAUGAUUUCUUUGAAGCUCUCUUGAUCUCUGAUCAUUUCCUUAUCACCUCAAACGACUCCGUAGGACAGAAGGGGGUGUAUUUGAUCGCUCAUCACGCCCUUUGGAACCAGCAUGCUGACAUCCAAUCAAUUCUUGGGACUUCUUUCCGCGAAGAGGAUGAUCCUAAGGAUGGAUCCAACUACCCUUAUAUCUUGGUUAUUCGCCCCGAGCGUCCGUUGUCAUGGAUCGGCAAGGUCAUGGAAGUCGAGGGGUUGGAGCACCCGACUGAUGUGCGACCGGGAAAGCUCCGUCUUGUUGCAGAUGGUACACAGCAGAGGCUUGUCAGCGCACGCCAUGAACUAGCUCAGUUGACGAAUAUGAAUCUCGAUAUUGCUAUUGAGCAGCGUGCGAACCUGGGGAGAGUCAAUGCUGAGUUGAACAAGAUCAAGAAAAUCUCGUUCAAGUUGUCGAUGACUAUUAUGGACAGUGUCGCUGUGAUCCGCCAGCAGCUCAGGGAAAAAGGAAUCGAUAAUACGGAGCUGAUCCAAGCCUGCUAUGCGUUCGCCACGGAAUUCGGAAAGCGCUCGUCCAAUUACGUAGAUGCAAACAGAAGGGCUAUGAAUAGCGCUCGCUUGGUAGAACUGUCACUCGAAUGGAUAUCUUUUAUCUGUGAUGAUUGUGAUGCUUCAGAUAGAAGGACAUUCAAAUGGGCAGUAGCUGCUUUGGAGUUUGCCAUGGCAAUCACCUCAAGCAAUCAUCUUCUAUCCAUGGAUGAUGCGCAGUACUCCCAACUCAGAGUGAAGGUUGCUGGCUGCAUGUCAGUGCUCAUCUCUCACUUUGAUAUCAUGGGUGCCAGGUCAACGUUGGCUGCACAGGCUGAAAAUAAACGCUUGGACGAAACACGCGGAGGUUCAAGGAGGUACGGUGGCGGAGGCCGGAUCCUCAGCGACGAAGAGGCGCGAAGACUCGUCUGUGAGCAGCGUCUUGCACACAUUGCCACGGUUGAAGAUAUGCGGGUGGAAGAAAACGCCAAACGACAUGCUAUCGGCAAAGUACUGGAAGGCUCAAAUGAGGCUGACAGGUCGCUUACCGUUCUGUCUUCGUCUGCAACUAAUGUCACACUCCGUUGGCAGCAAGGUCAAUUCAUUGGUGGUGGAACGUUUGGUUCCGUCUACGUUGCGAUCAACCUCGACAGCAACUAUCUUAUGGCUGUUAAGGAGAUUCGUCUUCAGGAUCCUCAACUCAUCCCUGUGAUUGCUCAGCAGAUUAGAGAUGAAAUGGGUGUUCUCGAAGUUCUCGAUCAUCCCAAUAUCGUCUCAUAUUACGGUAUUGAAGUCCAUCGCGACAAGGUCUAUAUCUUCAUGGAAUACUGCUCCGGGGGCUCGCUAGCGGGCUUGCUCGAACACGGCCGCAUAGAAGACGAGACGUUCAUCAUGGUCUAUGCUCUUCAACUUCUGGAAGGCUUGGCUUACUUGCAUCAAGCUGGCAUCAUCCAUCGUGACAUUAAACCCGAGAACAUCCUACUAGACCACAAUGGAGUCAUUAAAUAUGUCGACUUCGGCGCCGCUAAGAUCAUCGCACGCCAGGGCAAAACGGUUGCUAACGCCGAUGCUUUCACAAACAAUGUGGGUGUCGGCGGCCAUAAGGAUGGCAUAGGCGGUGCCAAAGACCCACAACGCAAGAACCAGAAGACGAUGACCGGCACACCCAUGUAUAUGUCCCCCGAAGUGAUUCGAGGAGAUACAUCCGAUCUAGUCGACCGCCAGGGCGCGAUCGAUAUCUGGUCCCUUGGCUGCGUCAUAUUAGAAAUGGCCACAGGCCGUCGUCCCUGGUCCAGCCUCGACAACGAAUGGGCGAUCAUGUACAACAUCGCACAGGGAAAUCAACCUCAACUACCGACUCGCGAACAACUCAGUGAUUUGGGUAUUGAGUUUUUAAGUCGCUGCUUCGAGCGUGAUCCUAUGAAGAGGCCCACCGCGGCAGAAUUGCUGCAGCACGAAUGGAUUGUCUCUAUUAGGAAUCAGGUUGUGGUUGAGCCGCAGACUCCUAUUAGUGAUGCCGGAAGUUCGACUGCUAGUACUUCAAGUGCUACUAGUAGUCGACACAAUUCGACCACAUAUAUGUGAUUCGGAAUAUAGCACGAUUUUCCUUUCGCACCCUUUUUAUUCCCAAUCUUCUUCUACUCUCAGUACACGAUGACGAUACCCGG
Molecule: messenger RNA, 4193 nt
Organism: Talaromyces stipitatus ATCC 10500
Lineage: Eukaryota; Fungi; Ascomycota; Eurotiomycetes; Eurotiales; Trichocomaceae
Product: MAP kinase kinase kinase SskB, putative
Exons: 2
Coding region: 1-4110 (1369 amino acids)
Biological process (GO): protein phosphorylation; stress-activated MAPK cascade
Cellular component (GO): cytoplasm
Molecular function (GO): ATP binding; MAP kinase kinase kinase activity
Source: RefSeq, a predicted model, not a curated record